Dicrocoelium dendriticum is the source of this 1665-nucleotide messenger RNA. The record is from the annotation of a GenBank genome assembly. Lineage: Eukaryota; Metazoa; Platyhelminthes; Trematoda; Plagiorchiida; Dicrocoeliidae.
GUUAGGCGGAGCUUCUAUCGUCCGUUUGACCUGACCUGACCUGACCUUGGGCUCUGUUAGGGAGGCACCUCGAUUUCUCCCAAUGACGUUGUCUCAAGCUGUUCGCAAAGCUGAGGAUAAUAGUGAAGAAUACCAACAGGAACGACUAAAGGAACUGAGAUGUGAGUCUCUACUGUGUCGUCCUAAGUACCGAAACACGCUACCGGAGCUACCCUUUGAUCCGAAAUUUCUCUCCUACCCAUUAGAACCAUCAAGGUUCGUACAAUAUGUGGCCACAUCUUUGGAAAGAAAUUAUAAGCAUGAGUUGCUGACAGAAGUCGAUGUCGGUGUCGAGGUUGACUUGGUCGAUCCAGAUAUCUUCAAAAUCGACAAAUCUGGUUUGCAUUGUACCUCAAAUUAUUCGGCUUUAUUAGUUAGACUACAUCCUGAUGACGAAAGGUUGUUGGAGGAUGAUACUCCUGCGGCGAUUAAUGCUCGUAAAUCGCGGCACCAUAAGUCUGUUUCCUGGCUCCGAAGAACGGAAUAUAUUUCCACCGAACUUUACAAUCGUUGGAACAAAUCUGAUAAAGUCGAAUCCAAACUUGGAUUUAGCGUCAAACGACAUCUGAAUGAAGAAAUCGUAUACCGGGAUCGCGAAAGUCAAAUCUCGGCCAUUGAAGCCACUUUUCAAGCGGCCAAGAAACCAAUCACAAAGCAUUAUAGCAAGCCGAAUGUGCAUGCAGUAGAAGUGUUACCUAUCCUGCCGGAUUUCACUCUUUGGCGCUUUCCUUGUGCCCAGGUUAUAUUUGAUGACGAUCCCUCAAGAAAAAACAAACCCACAUCAAAACAGAAUGAAGAAGUUAACCAAGCAAUGAUACGUGGUAUGGUGGAUGAAUCUGGGGACCAUUUUGUGGCCUACUUCCUACCAACAGAAUCGACCAAGGAAUUGCGACGAUUGGAUGCAGAAAACCGAAUACCAUACACUGAAGGUGCAGCUUACGAAUAUGAAUUGGCUCGUGAAUACAACUGGAACGUGAAAAACAAAACCAUGGCUAAUUACGAGGAGAAUUACUUUUUUGUUUUCCGCAAGGAUGGUGUGUUUUACAACGAGCUCGAGACCCGUGUCAGACUGAGUAAGCGUCGAAAACUGGCUCAUUCCGGUACAUUCAGUACCGCGGGUGGGGCUCCUUCUGCUCCAAUGACUCGUCUAAUCGUUCAUCACAGAGAUUUCACAGAUGAGGAGUUGAAAGCCCAAACGGACCGCUUAUAUAUGUUAGAGCACGAUGUUGAAGAGGAGGAGGAGGAGGACGAAGAUGAGCAAAGUGGCGAAGAAAACGCUGAGGCUCAUGAAAAACGCGAACCCCUUCACUCCGAUGUUGAAGCCAAAUCUUCCCGCGGGACAGUCACAGAGAGCGAAGCUGAACUUAGCGCAGACGAUGAAGAGGAGGGGGAGGAUGAUGAUGAUGAUGAGGACGUGGUAAAACAGGAGCCCAAGCUCACCACGCACACCAUCAAUCAUCGGACGUCGGCCGCAAAAUCCUCUCAUGUAUUCGAUUCUAACGACGAUGAUACUGAUUCCAGCGAGUUAAGCGAUUGACACUUUGACUAGUUUUUCUCUGUCUGGAAUGUUACCACAGAAAAUCCAUGUCCCUUGUAACUUUGUCACAAAUAAAAUGAAUUUUUCCC